Molecule: messenger RNA, 1562 nt
Organism: Octopus sinensis (East Asian common octopus)
Lineage: Eukaryota; Metazoa; Mollusca; Cephalopoda; Octopoda; Octopodidae
Product: serine incorporator 1
Exons: 13
Coding region: 171-1559 (462 amino acids)
Cellular component (GO): membrane
Source: RefSeq, a predicted model, not a curated record
GUGACUGUGACGUCACGGCAUUCGAGGAAAAACAGAAAUCGCCGCCAUAUUGAGGAAGUGGCGAUUGAUUCUAUUGUUGAUAUUUUCGUCUCUAGUAUCAUACACUUUAUCUUUUCUUACACUACAAGAUACAAUUACUACUGCGCGGUUACAUUCAAUAAUUCGAAAGAAUGGGCUGCAUUAUAGGUAGUAUCGGGACCAGUUUAGCCUGUUGUUGUGGCAGUGCUGCGUGUUCCCUUUGUUGUUCAGCAUGCCCAUCUUGCAAAAGUUCUACUGCAAGUCGGAUUGGCUAUGCACUCAUGCUCUUAUUCAGUACAAUUGUGGCAAGCAUUAUGCUUAUACCAAACUUACGAACAGAACUUGGCAAGAUACCAGGGCUUUGUAAUAACUUCUUUGGUCCCUCAUUGCCUCAAACCAACAGAACAGUGUUUUGUGAUGAAGUUGUUGGUUAUUUGUCUGUCUAUAGAGUUUGCUUUGCAACGACUGCAUUUUUUUUCCUAUUCAGCAUUAUUAUGAUAAAUGUAAAAUCAUCACGUGAUCCGAGAUCUGGAAUUCAAAAUGGGUUUUGGUUCUUCAAAUUCCUUAUCUUGAUUGGACUUGGAAUUGCUGCUUUUUUCAUUCCUCGUGGGGCCUUUGGUCAGGCUUGGAUGGGAAUUGGUAUGGCUGGAGGUCUGCUCUUCAUCCUGAUACAACUGAUCCUUUUGGUAGACUUUGCUCAUGGCUGGAAUGAGAGCUGGGUUGAAAAAUAUGAAGAAACAGAGUCCAAAUGCUAUUACUUCGGAUUGUUGUUCUUUACUGCACUCUUUUACGUACUCUCCCUUGCGGCUGUGGUACUCUUCUACAUCUUCUAUGCUGCGGAUUCAGAAUGUGUUGCUCAUAAAUUCUUUAUCAGCUUCAAUUUGAUUCUUUGCAUUAUUGUGUCCAUUAUUUCUGUCUUACCAAAAGUGCAAGAAGUCCAACCAAGAUCUGGUCUCCUUCAGGCAUCAGUCAUCACGUUUUACUGCAUGUAUUUGACUUGGUCUGCCAUGACCAACAAUCCAGAUUGUGUCUGCAAUCCACAAGAGAAAUGUCCCAAUGAAAAAGGAGACUUUGCGAAACUGGGUAUAUUCGAUUGGCAGAGUAUUAUUGCUUUGCUUCUGUGGCUUUUUGCAGUUCUCUAUUCAAGUAUUCGUACUUCAAGUAACAGUCAAAUGGGUAAGAUUACCAUGUCAGAGAGAACUAUUCUGCAGUUGGAUACAGAAAAACUUGGAAAUUCUUUUUAUGGAGGUUCCACUAAAUCUGAAGAUGGUGAAACUGGAAAAAGUGGACAGAAUGUCUGGGACAACGAGGAUGAAGAGGUUGCUUACAGCUACUCUUUCUUUCACUUCAUGUUCUGCCUAGCCUCCCUCUAUGUCAUGAUGACUCUCACCAACUGGUUUAGACCAAGCUCAGAUUUGAAAACCUUAAAUUCCAACCUUGCAUCAAUGUGGGUGAAAAUUAUCUCCUGUUGGCUUGCUCUGGCUUUAUAUGUGUGGACCUUGGUUGCACCAAUUAUACUGAGAAACAGAGAUUUUACUUAAAGG